Messenger RNA from Candidozyma haemuli, 2166 nucleotides. RefSeq lists its product as uncharacterized. Gene Ontology annotation, molecular function: ATP binding; RNA polymerase III core binding; ATP-dependent DNA damage sensor activity. Gene Ontology annotation, cellular component: nucleus. The transcript has 2 exons. NCBI's taxonomy places the organism in Eukaryota, Fungi, Ascomycota, Pichiomycetes, Serinales, Metschnikowiaceae. Bases 1 to 2166 code for a protein of 721 amino acids. The record is from RefSeq and is a predicted model, not a curated record. Gene Ontology annotation, biological process: DNA repair; negative regulation of transcription by RNA polymerase III.
AUGGACAUACACAAGCAGAUUCCCGGCAUCUCCACUCGCUGGCCAGACAUACUAGCUGAUUUAGACUUUGACAAUGACUUCAUCGGCAAAACAACAGUUGAUUUACUUCUUGAACUGGAAAGAGCACUUAGGAACGAAGCAGGAAACACAUUGGAAAACGCUGGAAGAAAAGAGUUCGCACAAGAGUUCAUUGACGCCAUUCGAGAGACUAUUGAAGACCAAGAAAUCAAAGAUACGUCCUUCCAGAAUUGUACAACAGGUUUGAAGUCAUUAGACGACUACUUAGGAGGCGGACUCGAUAAGGGGUCCAUAACUGAGAUAUUCGGGACAAGCGGCACAGGCAAGUCGCACUUGGUCACAACUAGUAUUCUUGCAAACCUCAGUCACCAAACCGACGAUACAUCGACAGAGUCUUUAGUCAUCUGUACCGAGUCUCCUUUGGAGACUCGAAGAUUAACUGAUAUUAGUGGAGAAGGAACGGAUAGGAACUACCUUCUGAAAAUAUCCUACACAUAUUGUCCAGACCUCGACUCGUUCGAUCAUAUAAUCUUUACACAACUUCCUGUCUUACUAGAUCGUGCCAAACUAGAAGGAAAAACAAUCAAUUUGAUUGUCAUUGAUAGUAUAGCACACCAUUUACGCGGCAGUGAUGAUUUCAAGAGCUCUCAGUUUUUCCUCAAGGAGCGGGUUAGAGAGCAAGAAGCAAUUAUAACUUCUCACGGAUGCGAUUAUACUGACUCCACCUCCAGGGACAUCCGAAAUAAGUUCUACAAGUUCAGCACAUCAUUUCGAAAUAGGAUCCUAAGAGCCCAUUAUCUCAUGUCACUUUACGCAGAGUUGGCGAGACUAAGUCGGAUACACCAAGUGCCUAUCCUUUUGACUAAUCAAGUGUCAGACUACUUUGCGUCCGAAAAUUCUACUCCAACCUCUUCUCAACCGUUAGAGUUCUACCAGCAAGUGGGACCAUUCUCAGGUUGGAGCUUUGGGCUUCAGCAAUCUGCGGGACAGAUUCCUUCGUUGAUACAUAACCCAAUCGUAUCACAUAACAGUACCGUUUACCAGGACGAAGACUCACCAUCGUUUAUUGAUGAAGUUGACUUAGAGCUUGUCAAUCAAGAGCUCAACUUUAACUCUCUUGACGACAACCUAAUUAUUAAGGGAGGAUGCGAUUUGUUCACAACAAAGCCUAUUGGUUCAGACAGGAAGUUGUUCAAGACGAUCGAUAGACACUUAGAUCAGAUACUAGAGGACAAUCAACUUUCAAGAUCAAUCGAUCAGGAGCGAAAGCAAUCAAUGAGCUCUCUACUAGGAUCUUCAGCGUCGCCAUCCGGAGCAUCUGGCUACCAACCGACCAAUUUGUCCAGACGAGGAUCAAAUGCGUCGCUGAAUAUCUCGGAUGGCAUAGAGAUUGAUCAAGGCUCCCCAUUUCUUGGUAGUGCUAUCAGUACACUGAGGGGUGACGGCCACUUCAAUGACGAAUCGCCGUUCGGUUCGUUGAAGGAUGUUUCUACUAGAAGGGUCUUUGCAUACUUGAUUGCCAUCCUAAAUACAACGUACCCCGAUCAUGAUUUUUCAAACUUGCAGCCGACAACCGAGAAUUUCCACAGGAUUGAAGCUUUCGAUGAUUUAAGACACCAGUUCAGCAAUAUUUUAAUGUCGCUUGGUAAAAGAGAAGAUUUACUCAGCUGGAUUUGGGAUACCAUCAACGUCUACAUGGAAAUUCAGCCAACCAAUAUGUCUAACCCUGUGGAUAGCAUCCCACGCCGGAGAAGGAGCUCAACCACUCCAUUUCAAACGACGAAUACUGAGUUACAAAAUGAUACCGACAAUUGCAAAGUAUAUGAGUUUCAACCGUCCGACCAAUCCAUUUUGGAAGAUCUAAAUUACCCUUACCAAACAAUGUGGUCUAACUACUGGUUUAUUUACAACAAGAAGAAGAAGAGAGUCUGUUUCCUUUACCUAACCGCCAUCAAUAAGUCUCAUUAUUCUCAAAUGAAGCGCAGCCGAAGCCCUUAUGAAGCUGACUUAAAGGAUACAGAAAAUCGAAAACAUUCAAGCCAAUCAUCCGAUGACGAACUACUGGUUGAUAUAGUCAAUGAUGGGGAUGAGGAAGAUGAGAACGAUUAUAUGAACGAUAGCGAUAUUAUAGGAGGUAUGGAGAUAUAA